ACAGCAUCCGACAUCCACUAGACGGAAAAAUAUAUUCUCACUUACUCAUCCACGCGCAUAAUAAAAGUUACUUUCCUCUCCAUUUUUUUUGUCAUUUUUUAAUUCAAUAUUCACGGUGCGUGCAAAAUAUAUAAAAAAAAAGUUUAUAAUAAAAAAAUAAAAGGAAAAAAAUGCGCACAUCCAUCAUUUCAUUAUCCUCUAACUAAGUCCUUUCGCAUCAUUUUUCAUCCUGUUAUCACAGCAAUAUCUAUAGUAUUCUCGUCAAAUAAUGUCCUUUUCUUCAAUUCGAGCAUUCUUCUCUCGUACUUCUCAGAAAAAAAGGUGUCACGGUUGAACGAACGAAUAAACGACGAAAAAUAACGACACAUUUAGAAAAAAAAAAAAGUUGAAAACGGGUCACAUAAUAUAAUUUCUAUAAUUCAAAAAGGAAUUCAAGUGAAAAAUUAUGUAAAAAAACAGUGGAUAAUCUUUUCUUCACUUUACUUUAAAGUGAAUAAUACAGUAAUUUUUUUUAGUGUGAGUCCUUGAAGGACGACAAAAUGAGAGCAGUGUAAAAGAAAUCAGAGGCAAGUCUUGAGAAAAGCUAUGUGAAGAAAAGACAUUUCGAUGCCAGCAAAAAGUUCUUCACUCGAGAAAAUAUUGAAAUUACCUAAUUGUCCUUAAUUUUUUGUUGAAUGCGCUCUCGUGUUCGUGUAUCUGUAUUUUCUCGUGUUUGUGUGUAUGUAUGAGUGCAUAAUACAAGGAUGUCACUCUCAGUGCUUGAUCACUGUCCCGCAUUGUCGGUCAUGUCGCAUUAAAGAGCGUACUGUUGCUGGCACACACCAAUAAAUGGGUCAAUUUAAGUGCGGUUAGUGUAAUAAUUUUUGUGUGAUGAUGUGAUUUUUUCUGUUCUACUGAUACGACAAAGGAUAACAACAACCUUAAUCUCCUACUGUGGCAUCAAGUGGCUUUCCCACAAAUACACUCUCACACAUUACCGCACAGGAGGAGUCUUUUUGCUCCUAAAAAAAUUCUUCUUAUCUGCAUCUGCCGAUCAAGGAUUUUAUCAAGUGGAUUGAUUUUCAAGGAGCAAACUUUAGGACAUCGGUUGAAAGUUAAAUAAAGUUUAACAAAAAAAAAAUCUAGUUCCCAGAAAGGACGAAGACAGCCCCAUAUAAAAAAAAAGUAUCUAUAUUUUCGAGAGUUUAACGGUGAUAAUACACGUCUCUGUGCAAUCAACCCUAUAAAAAAUAUAAGCAAGAGGAAAAGGAUAGACAAGUUGAGAGUGGGUGUGUGUGGGUGGUAAAGGAUAUAUUCGUUGUCGAGUUUAGAAUAUCCUUUUAUCCUUUCGUGUCUCUUCCAUUUUCUAUCUGUUUUUUUUUUUUUUUGCCGUCGUUUUUUUUUUUUGGAAAUUAUUUAAAAUGUGUGUCGAGUGAUACGUCAUUUUGAAAUCACACUCAUUUUGCCCCGUUCCUUUGACGGGGCUUUUUCUAUAUGUGAUCUUUAUGUGUGUGCGAGUGUAGUAAUUAUAAUUUUGUUCAUUAUACGUAUUCGGUGUAUGUGUGUGAAAUCGAAAUAAAAUUUAUUCGACAUAUCGUGUGGCAUCAUUUAUUGCGGAUAUAAAAAAGCCAUUGGUGUCAUAUUAUUAUUUUUUUUUGCUGUGUUUUGGGAGGAAUUUUUUUUUUUUUUUUUUGAAGAACGAGAAAACGAGGAUGAUUCACAUUCAUGAGAUUGAUCAGAGAUAAACUGAAAUGAUUUGUUUGUGGUACAACAAUAAACAACAACACAAUUUCCAUGACUAACAAUUCACGAAGGACGACAUCGCCAUUGCAACAUGUUAAGAGUUCUGGGCCUGUUCUUUGCAUGCACUGUAAUCAUGAUGUUCACACCACUCGUAAGAUGCAAGAGAAAAGAAAUGCCAGCCGGUCGUUUGGAAAAUGUUACACAAACUAUAUCAAAAAUUCUAGAAGGUUAUGACAUAAGGUUGCGACCAAAUUUUGGUGGAGACCCACUUCAUGUGGGAAUGGAUCUGACCAUAGCCAGUUUUGAUGCAAUUUCUGAAGUGAAUAUGGAUUACACAAUCACAAUGUACUUGAAUCAAUACUGGAGGGAUGAGCGUUUAGCGUUCAACGCCUAUGGCCCUUACUACGACGAUGACGCCGACGAUGAUGGUGUAAAUGAUGUUCUGACGUUGUCAGGAGAUUUUGCUGAGAAAAUUUGGGUGCCGGAUACGUUUUUUGCAAACGACAAGAACAGCUUCCUGCAUGAUGUAACAGAACGCAACAAACUUGUGCGUUUGGGUGGAGAUGGUGCUGUCACAUAUGGAAUGAGAUUUACUACAACGCUGGCUUGUAUGAUGGACUUGCACUAUUAUCCGCUGGAUUCACAGAACUGCACUGUAGAAAUCGAAAGUUAUGGAUACACCGUAACUGAUGUAGUAAUGUACUGGAAACCAACACCAGUGCGUGGUGUUGAAGAUGCCGAACUGCCACAAUUCACAAUAAUCGGCUAUGAAACGAACGACAGAAAAGAGAAACUAGCAACUGGCAUUUAUCAAAGGCUAUCGUUAUCCUUUAAGUUGCAAAGGAAUAUUGGAUACUUUGUAUUCCAAACAUAUUUGCCCAGCAUACUGAUUGUGAUGUUAUCCUGGGUGUCAUUUUGGAUAAACCAUGAAGCAACUAGUGCGAGAGUUGCUUUAGGCAUCACAACUGUUCUUACAAUGACCACUAUUAGUACUGGUGUGCGAAGUUCCUUGCCAAGGAUAUCUUAUGUCAAAGCCAUUGAUAUUUAUUUGGUGAUGUGUUUUGUGUUUGUAUUUGCUGCAUUAUUAGAAUAUGCAGCAGUUAAUUACACAUAUUGGGGCAAAAGAGCGAAAAAGAAACUUAAGAAAGUUAAAGAAAAUGAAAAGAAAACUGGUAAAAGCGAUAAAUCCGAAACGUGUUCAACUACUGAGGAUAUCAUUGAGUUGCAAGAUGUUCGAAUGAGUCCUAUUCCAUCGCUGAGAAAGGGCAACUACAAUAAUACAAUUGGAUCAAUAGGAUCUGAAACAUUAGAUUUGGCUAAAUUUCCACCUAGUUUUAGAAUUGCUAGAAAUUACGGAACGAAUCGAAAUAAUUUACGAUAUAGAGGGAGCAGAGCGACUGGUAACCAAAAACCUCGAAUGCUGCAUGCUCUCAAAAAGGGCGCAUCCGCACUGAAAGCGUCAAUACCAAAAAUCAAAGAUGUCAAUAUUAUUGAUAAAUAUUCCCGCAUGGUGUUCCCGGUUAGCUUUUUAGCCUUUAAUCUUGGCUAUUGGCUGUUCUACAUUUUAGAAUGAUAGCAGUUGUCAACACUUCACGCAAAAUAGCUCAGUGGUGUGUAGUGUUAGAAUUUUUUCAAUUUAUAAUAAUCAAAAAAAAAAUUAAAAAAAAUCAACAAAAAAAAAUUAAAGACACCAAACAAAGAAAACAAAAUUAAAAUCUUUAACCAACAUUAAAUGAGAGAGUGAAUUUCACACAAAACUUGAAACUUAAAAAGGACACAAACAAAAAUUGGUUAUAAAUCAAAAAGGAACAAAAAGAUAUAAAACUUUUAAAAAUGUUAAUCAAAAUUCAAAGAACCAACCAAAAUAAAAAUGGCAAAUGACUUUAAAAUGAGAGAAUAUAGAAAAUCAAAAGAAAAAAUAAA
This is a messenger RNA of Episyrphus balteatus (marmalade hoverfly), 3645 nucleotides long. RefSeq names its product gamma-aminobutyric acid receptor subunit beta-like (gene Lcch3). Gene Ontology annotation, molecular function: extracellular ligand-gated monoatomic ion channel activity; neurotransmitter receptor activity; GABA-A receptor activity. The record is from RefSeq and is a predicted model, not a curated record. Gene Ontology annotation, biological process: signal transduction; monoatomic ion transmembrane transport; regulation of membrane potential. The coding region runs from base 1814 to 3295 and encodes 493 amino acids. The transcript has 10 exons. NCBI's taxonomy places the organism in Eukaryota, Metazoa, Arthropoda, Insecta, Diptera, Syrphidae. Gene Ontology annotation, cellular component: GABA-A receptor complex; neuron projection; membrane.